CCGCCACGGCGGCAGUCCGCCGCUCCACGCCGACCUAGCGCCUCGCGCCACUGCGCCACUCGCGACCCGCGCAGCAUCACGCGAAACAAACUCACAACCGCCGCCUGAUUGCUAAGUGCUCAACCCGUAUUUUUAAAAAGUGAUAAGGGUGAAAAUAUUUUUCUAUUAAAACUGUGAUAGUCAGGCGAGCGAGGCUCGGGUGGGGCGCGUUCCGCUGACACAGUGGCUCAGUCCGCCGCCGGUCGCCGAGUGGCAAGCACCAUCGAUUUUCUCCAACUGUACGCGAGCAAUACCAAAGAUGCAUAUUGAAGUGCAAGUAGCCCUUAAUUUCGUCAUAUCGUACCUGUACAACAAACUGCCGAGACGGCGAGUGAAUAUCUUCGGCGAAGAGUUGGAGAAAGCGUUGAAGGACAAGUUUCGGGGUCACUGGUACCCCGACCGGCCGUGUCGAGGGUCUGCCUUCCGAUGCCUGAAGACCGGGGGGCCGUUAGACCCGGUCUUGGAACGAGCGGCGCGGGAGUCGGGCGUUCCUGUGAGGGACGUCCUGGAACAUCUACCGCGGGAUCUCGCCGUCUGGGUCGAUCCAGGUGAGGUGUCAUACCGCAUCGGAGAGAAAGGAGCCGUGAAGGUGCUGUUUAGCAGCGACGAGCGGGCUGCGGAUGAACGGACCGACCGUGAGGUGACCCGCGCGUUCAACCCCGAGGCGCAGUGCUUCCGGCCGGUGGAGCCGGCGGCGGCGCCGUCCCCGCCCGCGCCUGCGGCCUUCUCCCCCGCGCCGCCCUUCCGCGCGCAGCCACUCACCUUCACCACGGCUACCUUCGCGCAGACCAAGUUCGGCAGCACGAAGCUCAAGACGAGCAGCAAGCGCGCCAACCGCAUGUCGCCCACGGAGUUCAGCAACUACAUCAAGCAGCGCGCCGUGCAGCAGCAGCUGGCGGCGCGCGCGCUGUCCCCGGCCGCGGACCCAGCCGCCUACUUCGUGGCGCGGCGCGACCCGGCGGCGCCCGCCUCUGCGCCGCCCUACCCGCCCGCGCCCGCGCACCUGCUGCUGGCCAACUGAGCCGCGCACGCGCGCUAGAGCUCCGCGCGAUCCGCUCAUAGAGUCUUUACUUUUUUACGAGAGAGACGCGCGCCGCGAUUUAUUUUUUUAUUUUCCGCGGGGGCGUCCCGCGCCGCCCGCCGCUUGUGAUAUCCGUACGAUUUUCCAUAACUUUUUGUAUUCUCGUUCGUUACGUCGAUGUGUAAAUUUAUCGAUAGGAGCAAUAAUCGGCCGCGCGACUCGCCGGCGAUUUAUUUUCGUAAUAUUAUAAUGCCGAGUCAAGUUUUUGAUGUCUUCGUUCGAUAUCGAUAUAUUCGUAGGGUGUAAGGGAACGAGAGGCCGCACGGCCGCGUGCGCUUACGACGACGUACCUUCUAGAGCGAGCCUGUAUACAUACGUCCUCCGAUCUAAGAAAAAUACUGAUAUAUAAAUAUGUAUACAUAAUAUAUAUUCGUACGCGAUAAUUGUCUAAUUUUUCACGUGGAAACGAAAGGCCAAUAGAGAAAUUACGUAUUUUUAAUAUUGAAAUUCAUACUUACUAUAGUGUACUGGUAUGUAUUACCUACUCGUAUGUAGGUAAUAAAUGUUUGCAUAUCCGUUCGGACGGCGUCGGACGGCGUGGCGGGCCGCCCGAAGGCGUCGGAGAUCUCACCUAGUGUAAUCAUCACUCGUACGAUUGUACCCUUAUAAUAAUAUAAUAUACAUAAUAUAUUAAUAGGAUUAGCUACGUUUCAAUCUAACAGUAUUUUUUUAAAAAGAUAUUAGUCCUCGUGUACAUUUCCGGCCGACCGCAUCGCGACGGCCGGUCUUUAGUCUGUAUGGUAUACUUAUAUAAUAUUGUUAUAAUAAAAGACAUGAAUAUGAAUAAAUGAUAGAAAAAAAUAUUUCUCAAUUCAUAAAAUAACGGGUGCAUGCAAAUUCAUGGAAAUAAAUACUAUGUGUUAUUUAUCUUUUUUAUAUUUCACUUGGCAAUUGGUAUCAGUUUUUCAAUGGAGGCAAUAAGUAGUGUUCCUAGAUAGUGGGUAGCCUGUGUAGCGGUAUGCGAGUAGGCAGCUUGUUGUUGAGCGGGCGCCGCGUGCCGCGCGCGGCUCGCGUGCCACAGUGUUCAAUGCACAACAAUGACAAGUUGUAUUUCUUGGAAAUGUGCAACUAUUUUUUACUAUUUUUAUAUUUUGAUUUAGAAUUAAGUCUAGUUGUAUGAUUUGAAUACCUGUACCCUUUAUGAUAUCCUCGUUAAUUAUUAAAAUUAUUACGUAAUGUGUAUAUCGCGGUCUCGAUUGAAAAACUGACCAUAUAUGCUACAGUAUUUUGUAGAUAAAAUCUAUAAUGUAAGUUUAAAUAAUACAACUUAGUGUAAUGAGAUUUUUAUUAUAAAGAUUCUUUUUAUUUUCUUCCUUUUGUAAGAUUAUAUUCGAUGGAAGUGUUAAAGAUAAUAUAAUAUUUGCAUAAUAUAGUAAAAGCGGCUCUCCAUGUCCGCAAUAUAAUUAGUCAAUAAUAAUUUUUCAUAUUGUUGUACGACUUUUUAAGUUUAUAUUAAAAUGUUUUGUGCAAUCUACAAAA
Molecule: messenger RNA, 2599 nt
Organism: Pectinophora gossypiella (pink bollworm)
Lineage: Eukaryota; Metazoa; Arthropoda; Insecta; Lepidoptera; Gelechiidae
Gene: Tob
Product: protein Tob1
Exons: 4
Coding region: 299-1060 (253 amino acids)
Biological process (GO): regulation of gene expression
Cellular component (GO): nucleus; cytoplasm
Molecular function (GO): transcription corepressor activity
Source: RefSeq, a predicted model, not a curated record